AUGUCAGUCUCUAGAGGCAGGCAGCACAUAAACGUUUGGUCAGAAAAAAGAACGGAGUGGCUAACACUGUCGGCAGACUUACACCCAUCUGUGAACAAUGCAAUGGAAUGUGAAUGUGAGGAAAAAUGUUCAAGGAAGAGGCGUUUCAUAACAGUAGGAGAGGGAUCUCCAUUCAUCAAGUGGGCCAAGGUCUAUCACGUGGGACGCUACGUGGAAUCUCCUUUGUAUGGUUACCAUCAAACAGGCGUUGACCAGCAUGAUGAUAUGGACACGGCUACUAAUGCUAUAUGUAUUGAAGGAGACACAGACGGCCAGGUAUCCCAGCGCUUCUCUGUUCUUCAGCCCAGCUCAGUGUUCCUGCUCCGAGAUGAAGGUCUUGAUACUGUCAGGGGUCCUUCUUGUGGCGGCUGUCUUCGCUCUGCCACAAACGAACCCUUUCCCGAAGCCUCCAAUCUCACCACUCUUCCCCGGGUUACCCAAGAACUUUACAUUCCCGGGGAGCUUUCCAUUCCCAGGGAACUUUACAUUCCCGGGGAGCUUUCCAUUCCCAGGGAACUUUACAUUCCCGGGGAGCUUUCCAUUCCCAGGGAACUUUACAUUCCCGGGGAGCUUUCCAUUCCCAGGGAACUUUACAUUCCCGGGGAACUUUACAUUCCCGGGGAGCUUUCCAUUCCCAGGGAACUUUACAUUCCCGGGGAACUUUACAUUCCCGGGGAGCUUUCCAUUCCCAGGAAACUUUACAUUCCCGGGGAGCUUUCCAUUCCCAGGGAACUUUACAUUCCCGGGGAACUUUACAUUCCCGGGGAGCUUUCCAUUCCCAGGGAACUUUACAUUCCCGGGGAACUUUACAUUCCCGGGGAGCUUUCCAUUCCCAGGGAACUUUACAUCCCCCGGGAACUUUACAUUCCCCUGGAACUUUACAUUCCCCGGGAACUUUACAUUCCCCGGGAACUUUACAAACCCUGGGAACUUAACAAUUCCCAAGCUGCCUGCUAUACUUCCCAAGCUGCCUAUUAUCAAGACUCGACCUCCAACUGGCUAAACGCAGAUGAAGCUUCCUCGGCCCACUCCAACUUAAGACAACAUGAUAUCGUACGACACACUUAUAUGUAAUAAAGUAAUAUAGGAUUACCAAUAACGACCGACAAUUUUUUUUUUAUUAACACACUCUUAGGUACAACCGCUCUAUGCUGUUACUUUAAUAUAAAUAUAUAUAUUACUUAGUAAUAAAGUAUGUAUAUCAUACUUUAUAAUGGACGUUUUGUCUUGUCCGUGCAUAACUAAAGUACACUAACUGAUCUAAGUUUAGAUAAGUUUUACAUUUAUAUAACGGGUGUAUGGAAUAAAUGUUCAACACUUCGACUCAUUUACCUCAUAAGUGUUUAGAAAGGAAAAUUAAUUGUAUUUUGUGCUUAGGCUUUCAAUAAACAUAAUCUUAA
Molecule: messenger RNA, 1439 nt
Organism: Procambarus clarkii (red swamp crayfish)
Lineage: Eukaryota; Metazoa; Arthropoda; Malacostraca; Decapoda; Cambaridae
Source: RefSeq, a predicted model, not a curated record